This is a messenger RNA of Betta splendens (Siamese fighting fish), 1875 nucleotides long. It is a transcript of the gene tm6sf2a, whose product is annotated as transmembrane 6 superfamily member 2a. NCBI's taxonomy places the organism in Eukaryota, Metazoa, Chordata, Actinopteri, Anabantiformes, Osphronemidae. The coding region runs from base 256 to 1386 and encodes 376 amino acids. Gene Ontology annotation, biological process: lipid homeostasis; regulation of lipid metabolic process. Gene Ontology annotation, cellular component: endoplasmic reticulum membrane; endoplasmic reticulum-Golgi intermediate compartment membrane. The record is from RefSeq and is a predicted model, not a curated record. The transcript has 10 exons.
AGCGCUCCUUUGUCCGGAUGUUCCGUAUCAGUCGUCCUCCUCAGAGUUUCAGUUUUUAGACAUGACGUCGCGUUGAACUUUGAGACCCGCUCGAUAACAGACGCAUUUCAGGCAGCGCUGUGUGAGCGGGACACUCCUUCACCUUCCGUCGGCGGCGGAGGCGGCUCUGGCUUCUAACAUGCGCGUGUCAUAGUGGUCGUGCGAACAUUUCUACGUGGACGCCUCUUCUCUUCUUGCAGCACGUGUUCUGCGACGAUGCGGCCGCCGGUGGAGGUGUCCGUGUUCCUCCUCUCCCUGUCGGUUCCCGGGGUUCUGUACACCGUGAACAACGUCCCUGCGCUACAGGAGCCUCUACCAAUCCUGGGGAUGGCGAUGGUGGUUGUGGGAUCCAUCCUUCUCCUCCUCCACCUGAAUUUGCCUCACAAACUGAAAGUGGACCCCUUGUUCUACGUGUUCGCAGUCUUUUCCCUCGCCUGCAUGCUGAGCCUGACGAAUGCGUUGGAGCAGAGCGGUCUGAUCUCCGGCUUCGUGAGCUUCUAUGUGAAGACGGGCGAGCCUCAUCUGUCCACCGCCUACGCCGUGAUGACGUCCUACUGGGACGGCGGCGUUCACCUCGUGGCCCUCCUCGAAAUGAUACGCCGCAUGUUCAGGGGGAAGUCCUACCGCCGCCUGGGCCUGCUGUGGGUGGGCUCCUUCAUCGCCCACCACAUCGUACUCAUCCCAGGAGUUGCCGUCGGUAAAUAUGGGUCUGGCGUCCGGCCGGCGUUUUGGAGGAACAUCCCUUGCCUCUUGGCGCCGUUCUGGGCGGCCUCUGUGAUCCUCAGGAGGCCCCGCGAGAUUCCAGUCAUCACCGCGGACAAGGUGGCAGCAGAGCAGAGUAAAGGUGUGCUGUCCCGGCCCGUUGACCUGCUUCUGUCCCUUCUGCUGGUGGGAGCGAUGGCCUUCUCUGUUUUCAGAGGCUUCGUGGUGCUGGACUGCCCCCUGGACGCCUGUUUCACCUACAUCUAUCAGUAUGAGCCAUACCUGAAGGACCCUGUGGGCUUCCCCAGAGUGAUGAUGCUUGUGUAUUUGUUCUACGCUCUUCCCCUGAUGGCCGUUUUAGUCUGUGGCCUGAAAACACCUGGAUGCAGCUGGAUGUUGGACUGGACCCUCGUCUUUGCUGGAGCCGUGGCCCAGACCCAGUGGUGCCACAUCGGAGCAUCUCUGCACUCCCGCACCCCCUUCACGUACCGGGUCCCGGCGGACAAAUGGUGGCCCGUCAUGGCCGCCAACGCGCUGCUGGCCGCCGCCGCGGCCCUGCUGGCCCUGCGCUGCCACGCCAGCCCUGCCUUUUUCAUGAGACCCGUUCCCAAGGGACAGGCCGACAGCGACAAGAAGAAGAACUAGACCGAGGAAUACUUGGAGGCUAACGCUCCCCGGGGGGGUGCUUUUGCACACAAACUGCAUCGAACACACACCUUUUUUUUUUCUUUUAAACUUCGGCGACCACAACGUUACUCCAGGAGGCGACGGUGUGGAGGCAGGAACGUCGCACAGCACUCCCUGCAUGGACUAUUGGACCCUGAUAACAGCCGCUGAUGGACUGAGGACUGUGACCCACUCACUCAGCCUUCAGGUGACUCACGCAGAUACAGAACCCGGUCGGUAUCUUCCCAAACUGUGACUGUGAACCUGAAUAUGGAGGUUGACAACAUGUCGCAGAGUCACAGUCAUGACGAAAUACAGCAUCUGUCUUUGCAGAGUCACAAAGAUUGUGCCCUGUAGUAACUGAACCUGUAAUAUGUAUAAUAUGUUUAACUGACCUUAAGCUUUAUCAAGUAUAAAAAAAUAUUUUGGCUCCUGUUAUUAUUGAGCAAUAAACACAUUCUUCUCUUA